AUGGCAGAGGCUCCGCGACGAGACGUGCGCAACCAUGUGCUCUUCGAGGUCGCAACCGAGGUCGCCAACCGUGUCGGCGGCAUCUACAGCGUGCUGAAGUCCAAGGCCCAAGUCACCACGGCCGAGUACGGCUCCACCUACACCCUGCUCGGCCCCCUCAACCGUGCCUCAGCAGCGGUGGAGGUCGAAGAAAUCACCCCCAAAGACCCGGCGUUGGUGGCGACCAUCAAGAGCAUGAAUGAGCGAGGCAUCAAGACACUGUACGGCCGAUGGCUCAUCGACGGCGCCCCGCGCGUCCUGCUCUUCGACACCGGCACCGGCUACUACAAGCUCGACGAGUGGAAGGGUGACCUGUGGUCCACCGCGGGCAUCCCCAGCCCUCCCGACGACCACGAGACCAACGAGGCCAUCGUCUUCGGCUACCUCAUCGCCUGGUUCCUGGGCGAGUACGUCUACCACGAGAAGGAGCGCGCCGUCAUCGCCCAGUUCCACGAAUGGCUUGCCGGCGUCGCCCUGCCCCUGUGCCGCAAGAGGAAGAUUGAUGUCACCACCAUCUUCACCACCCACGCCACCCUGCUCGGCCGCUAUCUGUGCGCCGGCUCGGUGGAUUUCUACAACAACCUGCAGCACUUCGACGUUGACGCGGAAGCCGGCAAGAGAGGCAUUUACCACCGCUACUGCAUAGAGCGCGGCGCGGCGCACAGCUGUGACGUCUUCACCACCGUCAGCCACAUCACCGCCUACGAGAGCGAGCACCUGCUGAAGCGCAAGCCCGACGGCGUCCUUCCCAACGGCCUAAACGUCAAGAAGUUCAGCGCCACGCAUGAAUUCCAGAACCUGCACUCCAUCAACCGCGACAAGAUCACCGACUUUGUCCGCGGCCACUUUUACGGGCACAACGACUUCGAUCUAGAGAAGACGCUCUACUUCUUCACUGCCGGCCGAUAUGAAUACCGGAACAAGGGCGUGGACAUGUUCAUCGAGUCGCUCGCUCGGCUCAACCACCAGAUGAAGGCUUCAGGCACAGACAUGACGGUAGUCGCCUUCAUCAUCAUGCCCGCGCAGACGACCUCCCUUGCAGUGGAAGCGCUCAAAGGCCAGGCGGUCGUCAAGUCGCUGAGAGAUACCAUCACGCACAUCGAGAAUAAUGUCGGCAAGAAGCUGUUCGACAAGUCUCUGCAGUGGCGAGAGGGAGAGCCCAUUCCGGACGAGAAGGAUCUGCUCUCCGCUCAAGACAAGAUCAUGCUCCGCCGAAGACUGUUCGCCAUGAAGCGCUACAGCCUGCCGCCCAUCGUGACGCACAACAUGGUCAACGACGCUGAAGACCCAAUCCUGAACCAGAUCCGAAGAUGCCAGCUUUUCAACCACCCCAGCGAUCGCGUCAAAGUCAUCUUCCACCCCGAGUUCUUGAGCUCCGGCAACCCGGUCCUACCCAUGGACUACGACGACUUCGUCCGAGGUACGCAUAUGGGCGUCUUCAGCUCCUACUACGAACCGUGGGGCUACACGCCCGCCGAGUGCACGGUCAUGGGUGUGCCUUCCAUCACCACCAAUCUCUCCGGGUUCGGCUGCUACAUGGAAGAGCUGAUUGAGAACGCAUCCGACUACGGCAUCUACAUUGUCGAUCGACGGAUGAAGGGCGUCGAUGACUCUGUGAACCAGCUUUGCGAUUACAUGUACGACUUUACGAAGAAGAGCAAGCGACAGCGCAUCAACCAGCGCAACCGGACGGAGCGCUUGAGCGACCUGCUCGACUGGAAGCGAAUGGGUAUGGAGUAUGUCAAAGCGCGACAACUCGCACUGCGACGCGCAUACCCCGACAGCUAUGCCGAGGACGACGAGGACACCAGCUUCUUCGACGGCACCGAAGGCGUGAAACUAACCCGUCCGCUUUCCGCGCCGGGUAGCCCGCGCGAGCGGAGUGGCAUGAUGACGCCCGGCGAUUUCGCCAGCUUGCAAGAAGGGAAAGAGGGGCUGUCGACGGAGGACUAUAUCGCUUGGAGACUUCCCGAAGAGGAAGAGCCAGAAGACUACCCCUUUCCACUCACCCUCAAGCAAAAGGUCAAGGCGGCUGCUGCGACCGAGGCAGCGCUUGCCAACGCGGAAGCCCAGGUUGAUGGCGCCAAUAGUCCGGCGUUGCUCAACGGCGGCUCGAAUGGCGUCGGAAGUACGGCGGCGGCGGUGAAGGCGGCAGAGGGGUUAUGA
This is a messenger RNA of Neohortaea acidophila, 2205 nucleotides long. Its product is annotated as glycogen synthase. The record is from RefSeq and is a predicted model, not a curated record. Gene Ontology annotation, molecular function: alpha-1,4-glucan glucosyltransferase (UDP-glucose donor) activity. The coding region runs from base 1 to 2205 and encodes 734 amino acids. Gene Ontology annotation, biological process: glycogen biosynthetic process. The transcript has 2 exons. Gene Ontology annotation, cellular component: cytoplasm. Lineage: Eukaryota; Fungi; Ascomycota; Dothideomycetes; Mycosphaerellales; Teratosphaeriaceae.